Molecule: messenger RNA, 1040 nt
Organism: Alnus glutinosa
Lineage: Eukaryota; Viridiplantae; Streptophyta; Magnoliopsida; Fagales; Betulaceae
Product: ATP-dependent Clp protease proteolytic subunit 6, chloroplastic-like
Exons: 8
Coding region: 339-809 (156 amino acids)
Biological process (GO): protein quality control for misfolded or incompletely synthesized proteins
Cellular component (GO): endopeptidase Clp complex
Molecular function (GO): serine-type endopeptidase activity; ATP-dependent peptidase activity; ATPase binding
Source: RefSeq, a predicted model, not a curated record
UGGAUUCAGUUUGAAUCACAGUUUCAGGGAAACCUCUAUCCCUAGAGAAACCUCCUCUCUCUGAGAAAUGAUAGCUUCAGCUACUAUUUCAGCGCCUGUGAGGUUCUCAAUCGCUUCUCGCAACAAAACCUCGCUUCCCAUUUCUUCACUCUCUCACAGAAUCAUUCUUGCUAUGGUGCAGAAACUCAACGAGGUCCAUAGAGAAUUACUCAACAAUCGUUACAGGCGUGUAUGCACAAAGGAAGUGAAUAAUUACAGGGGAUGAUCAUAUCUUUUGACAGGACUAUCUAGUAAGACUGGUGGGUUACCUUUAACCAUCGGAGAGAAGGAUUUUCGUGAUGCUAAUUAACGGUGCAAUAGAAGCCAAAAGGGGGAGUCCACCCAUAAUGCCAGCGGUAGUGACGCCAGGAGGACUUUUGGACCUCUCAUCUGUAUUAUUCAGGAAUCGCAUAAUCUUCAUUGGUCAGCCUGUUAACUCACAAGUGGCUCGGCGAGUUAUUUCACAGCUUCUGACUUUGGCAACUAUUGAUGAGGAUGCAGAUAUACUGAUGUAUCUGAACUGCCCCAGUGGAAGCACCUACUCUGUGUUGGCAAUCUACGAUUGCAUGUCAUGGGGUCAUGUGGAGGAUGUGAGACACCAAGUGAAUGAAGCAGUUCAAUCUCGCCAUAAAAUUGACAAAAUGUAUGCUGCUUUCACCGGCCAACCUCUUGAGAAAGUGCAACAAUACACUGAAAGGGAUCGUUUCCUGUCUGUUUCUGAGGCUAUGGAGUUUGGACUCAUUGAUGGUGUCUUGGAAACGGAAAACUGAAGGCUACACUUAUUUGUGCCCGACUGUUUUAUGCACUCAAUUUUUAUACUGCAGCUGGUUGUCAAAUUAUAUUUAGCAUUGCCUCCCAUGAUAGUAUGCCAAAACAUCCAUAGCUGCAUGUGUUUCUGAAAUUUUGGAUCCAGAUUUGAGUUGACUCCACUUCCAAACAAGGCCAUUGAUUUAUUGUUCUGAAGCUUGCUAUCAAUAUUAAUGCUAAUAUUUUGAGGUUUU